UGCGAUUCAGUGCGAGUUGAUUUGCGCGAGAGUCACUUUACUACUGCACUCGCCGCCGGUUAGUUCGCUACACGACGUUCUCGAAUCGACCUCGUCCUCCGAGUGGUGGCCUUCUGCUUUCUAGGUGAGACAGGUGUCUCCAGAGCUUGCGCCUACACUUAUCAUCAUCUUCAUCGAAAGGAAGGGAAGCGUGAAGUUGGAAUUCUUGUCGGAGUUUGUCAGUUGGAAAUCGUUAGUGAAUUUAAGAUCUAAACCAUGGCUUCUAGACUGCGCAAGUUCGGUGUCUCAGCGGCUGGUGUCGCGAUCGGUGCCGCCCUGUCUACCUAUGCGCUGAAAAGCAGUGACAUCUCGCCACAUCAUGUUCAAAUGGAGGAAAUGCAGAGAAUCCGUCGCAAGCGUACCCUUCCGUCGCGUAGCGAGCAGGUCAAGACUCUGCAGAGCGGCGAAGAGUUCGAUGUACUGAUCAUCGGAGGUGGUGCAACCGGUGCCGGAUGCGCCCUGGAUGCGGUUACCCGUGGUCUCAAGACGGCGCUGGUUGAGGCGGAUGAUUUUGCCAGCGGUACUUCGUCCAAAUCGACCAAACUGAUUCACGGUGGUGUGCGGUAUCUGCAAAAGGCCAUCUUGGGGCUGGACAUUGAGCAGUACAAGAUGGUGAAGGAAGCCUUGCAUGAACGAGCUUCCAUGCUCAGGUCGGCUCCACAUCUGACACGACCGCUGCCAAUUAUGCUGCCGGUGUACACAUGGUGGCAGAUUCCGUACUUUUGGGUUGGUAUCAAGGCGUACGAUUUCGUCGCUGGUGAUCGCAACGUGAAGAGUUCGUACUAUCUUUCACGAGAAGACGCUUUGGAGUUGUUCCCCAUGUUGAGAGGUGAUAAGCUUCGCGGUGCAAUUGUGUACUACGAUGGCCAGCAGGACGACGCUAGAAUGUGUCUGGCCAUUUCCUUGACAGCUGCCCGACACGGGGCUGCUAUUACCAACCACGUGGAAGUCUUGGAUCUGUUGAAGAAAAAGAACGAAGCUGGCAAAGAGGUGUGCUGCGGAGCCAAGCUUCGAGACAACAUUACUAAGAAAGAAUGGAAUGUCAAGGCCAAGUGCGUUAUCAACGCUACGGGUCCGUUUACGGAUUCGAUCCGUAAGAUGGACAACCCUACGGUGAAGUCUAUCUGCUGCCCUAGCUCGGGUGUUCACAUUGUGCUGCCUGGAUUCUACAGUCCUCCUCAGAUGGGUUUGCUCGAUCCGGACACUUCGGAUGGCCGUGUGAUCUUCUUCUUGCCCUGGUUGAAUGGUACGAUCGCCGGUACUACGGAUGCUCCGUGUGAUAUAACGCGUAGCCCAGCACCAAGUGAGGAUGAAAUUCAGUUCAUCCUUAGUGAAAUCAAGAGCUACCUGAAUAAGGACGUUGAUGUACGUCGUGGUGACGUACUGUCGGCAUGGAGCGGUAUCAGACCGUUGGUUUCUGAUCCCAACAAGGGUGAUACCCAGUCUUUGGCACGUAACCAUAUUGUUCACGUCAGUGAUUCAAACAUGGUCACUAUUGCCGGUGGAAAGUGGACCACGUAUCGUGCCAUGGCCGAGCACACCAUGGACGCAGCUAUUAAGGCUUGUAAUCUGAAGCCAGAGCGUGGAUGCGUAACCGAUGGUCUGUGGAUUGAGGGAGCCCAAGGAUGGACUCCUACCAUGUACAUCCGGUUGGUGCAGGAUUUGGGCCUGGAAGUCGAAGUGGCGAAGCAUUUGGCAAUUUCUUACGGUGAUCGUGCGUUUGCUGUUGCCAAAAUGGCUGCCCUCACUGGCAAGAGAUGGCCAAUCAUUGGCAAGAAGCUUCACCCGGAGUUCCCAUACAUUGAUGCUGAAGUUCGCUACGGCGUUCGCGAGUAUGCCUGUACCUGUGUGGAUAUGAUUGCUCGUCGACUGCGCUUGUCGUUCUUAAACGUGCAAGCUGCCAGCGAAGCACUGCCCCAUGUUGCCGAUAUAAUGGCUGACGAGCUGAAGUGGUCUAAGGAGGAGCGAGAGAAGCAAAUCAAGGACUGUGAACACUUCCUUCAGACUCAGAUGGGACAACAGGUCAAUCGUCAACUGAAGGAUAAGGUUCCGGUCAACCUGUCCAAGGAGGAAGUUGAUCAGUACAAGAAACGUUUCGAUACGAUCGACAAGGACAAGAAGGGAUAUGUUUCCAUUCCGGAUAUCAAGCGGGCCAUGCGGGCAUACGGAGAUGCUGAAGUUAGCGGUGAAGAGCUACAUGAUAUUCUUCGGGAGAUCGACACCAACAUGAACGGUCAGGUUGAGUUGGAUGAGUAUCUGCAGAUGAUGUCUGCCAUCAAGUCGGGAAAUAUCUCGCAUUCCCGCUUCGCAGCCGUUGCCGAGCAAGAGGAGAUCCGCAACGAACAGGAACGACUGCGGAAGCAGAUCACUGUCGACCGCUCGGGUGGUGCUGGCCAGUGGAGAUAAACUAAAGCAUGCGAUGACUACCGCAUGUUUAUGACUUGAUCAAACGAUCAAGCCUCACCUGAACCCAUACGUAGACCCACUACUACUGUGCGCUAACUUAAUUUUCAUCUACACACAAACCAAUCAAACUGCUAGAGAAGGACCGAGCAUGACUUCCUCCGAAUAGAGUGCAGUUUGAGUCGUACAUAUACUUUAGCACAUCUCUGUUGUCGCACACUUCUCGUCGUCGAUGUACAUAUUUGUUGUGACCUAUCUCCACCCGAUGGAUCGUUGUUGUUACCCCGGAUGUCCUAUUGUUUUCGAAACGUUCGUGGUUAGGAUAGGAUAUAUUCAGUCGUGUUGAUCCCGCCAAUUUAUUCGAUAAGCUACACGACGCCACAUAAUUUAUUAAAACAAUCUUAUACGAUAAGAUUGGGUAGUUUUAGAAGCGAAACGAUUUAAUUUUAUUUUACUAAGGGUUAAGGCAACUGCAAAGCUGGGCGUACGGUAUUGGUUGUUUACAUUGUGAAGCCAUUGUUUUUCGGAAAUUUCAUUGGAUGACAAAAUCACUACGGUUCACAGUAAAGGAUUGUUUGAAUACUGUCGUGUUUUUUUCCUGCUGAUGGCUUAAAGAAUGCGGUUGCCUUUUUAUAUUUUUAAAUUUUAAAUGCACGAAUAUUGAAAUGAUGACAAACUACUGGACGUUGGGAGCGAACUUAUUUUAAAUAAGUGAAUGAUAAGUUCUAGAUAAUUUGUUGCAAGCAAGUAGCUCUAUCCAUCCUAAUGAUAAGCUCCAUACGAAUAAAUUUAUUACACAAUAAA
Messenger RNA from Ochlerotatus camptorhynchus, 3246 nucleotides. RefSeq names its product glycerophosphate oxidase 1 (gene Gpo1). The transcript is spliced from 10 exons. Gene Ontology annotation, molecular function: calcium ion binding; glycerol-3-phosphate dehydrogenase (quinone) activity. NCBI's taxonomy places the organism in Eukaryota, Metazoa, Arthropoda, Insecta, Diptera, Culicidae. The record is from RefSeq and is a predicted model, not a curated record. Gene Ontology annotation, biological process: glycerol-3-phosphate metabolic process. Bases 256 to 2445 code for a protein of 729 amino acids. Gene Ontology annotation, cellular component: mitochondrion; glycerol-3-phosphate dehydrogenase (FAD) complex.